Messenger RNA from Ochotona princeps (American pika), 1790 nucleotides. It is a transcript of the gene TRMT6, whose product is annotated as tRNA methyltransferase 6 non-catalytic subunit. Gene Ontology annotation, cellular component: tRNA (m1A) methyltransferase complex; nucleus. The record is from RefSeq and is a predicted model, not a curated record. Gene Ontology annotation, biological process: tRNA methylation. Bases 135 to 1706 code for a protein of 523 amino acids. The transcript has 11 exons. NCBI's taxonomy places the organism in Eukaryota, Metazoa, Chordata, Mammalia, Lagomorpha, Ochotonidae.
GUUCAGCCAAACGGAAGCCUGGAGGCUCCGGAAGCGACUUUGGGCUUCGGAGCGGAAAGCGGAAGCGCCGUGCUGCACGUGGGGGCGGCGCCGGUUCCGGGCUCUGGUCCUCCUGCUGCUGGGCGGUGAGGCCGAUGGCCUCGGUCACGGCUCUUGGCGAGGAGGGGCCCGGCGGUGCAGGGGACGCUGCUGGCGCCGGGCAGCCCCAGGCCUGGCUGAGCGUCGGCAUGGAGGGCGCGGGGGAGCCGCGGCCCGCCAACCACUGCAUCCGAGACGGGGACUUCGUGGUGCUGAAGCGGGAAGACGUGUUCAAGGCGGUACAGGUGCAGCGGAGAAAAAAAGUGACUUUUGAGAAGCAGUGGUUCUACCUGGAUAAUGUCAUUGGCCACAGCUACGGGACUACCUUUGAGGUGACCGGAGGAGGAAGUCUUCAGCCCAAGAAGAAGAAGGAGGGGGAGCCCACUGCAGAGACGAAAGAAGCAGGCACUGAUAAUAGAAAUAUAAUCGAUGACGGGAAAUCACAGAAACUCACUCAGGAUGACAUUAAAGCCCUGAAGGACAGAGGCAUUAAAGGAGAGGAAAUAGUUCAGCAGUUAAUUGAGAAUAGUACAACAUUCCGAGACAAGACAGAAUUUGCCCAAGAUAAAUAUAUAAAAAAGAAGAAAAAGAAAUACGAAGCAGUCAUUACUGUUGUGAGGCCGUCCACUCGUAUUCUUUCAAUUAUGUAUUAUGCAAGAGAACCUGGAAAAAUUAACCACAUGCGGUACGAUACAUUAGCUCAGAUGUUGACGCUGGGAAAUAUCCGUGCUGGCAAUAAAAUGAUUGUCAUGGAAACAUGUGCAGGCUUGGUGCUGGGUGCAGUGAUGGAACGAAUGGGAGGUUUUGGCUCCAUUAUUCAGCUGUACGCUGGAGGUGGGCCUGUUCGGGCAGCUACAACGUGCUUUGGAUUUCCCAAGUCUUUCUUCAGUGGUCUUUAUGAAUUUCCCCUGAACAAAGUGGACAGUCUCCUCAAUGGCACGUUUUCGGCUGAGAUGUUGUUCUCAGAGCCCAAGGACAGCGCUACACUUGAGGAAAGCAGUGGGACUCUGGGGCGCAAGCAGGCUGCUGAAGCCGAGAGUGAGGAUGGCCUGGCCGAGGCCCCAGAGAGCAACCUUCUGGAAGAGCAAGAGACGCUGGAAGAGGUUUCCCAGGAUCCAGAAGAUAAGGAGCCUAAAGAAAAAGAUGGCAAGAGAGAUUAUAUUCAGGAAAAACAACGGAGACAAGAAGAGCAGAAGAAAAGACGUUUAGAAGCAGCCGCCCUGCUGAGUGAGAGAAAUGCAGAUGGCCUCAUUGUAGCUAGUCGUUUCCAUCCCACUCCACUGCUGCUGUCUCUGCUGGACUUCGUGGCGCCUUCAAGGCCGUUCGUGGUCUACUGUCAGUAUAAAGAGCCUCUGUUGGAGUGCUACACCAAACUGCGGGAGCGUGGAGGAGUCAUCAAUCUGAGGCUGUCGGAAACCUGGCUCCGGAACUACCAGGUUUUGCCAGAUCGAAGUCAUCCCAAACUGCUGAUGAGUGGCGGUGGGGGGUACCUUCUCUCGGGCUUCACGGUUGCCAUGGACAACAUAAAAGCAGACACGAGCCUGAAACCCAGUGUGAGCACGUUGGAGUCCCAGGAGCCUGAGGAGCCAGCAGCUAAAAAACGGAAAUGCCCGGAGUCUGGCUCUUAAGCCUGCAAGAUUGGCUUCCAUCUUUGUUCUCAGGCAUUAUACAGUUAGUAAUUAAACUUUCAAUACCAUUGCAAUUGUUUUUUU